AUGACAGAUGCAGCAGGGUUAAUGGAGGCGGCUGGAACUAGGUUUAGUUCCUUGGAGAUGAUUGGCAGAGGGUCAUUUGGAGAUGUUUAUAAAGCGUUUGAUAAGGAGCUCAACAAAGAAGUAGCCAUCAAAGUUAUUGAUUUGGAAGAAUCCGAAGAUGACAUUGAGGACAUUCAGAAGGAAAUUGCUGUUUUGUCACAAUGCCGGUGUCCAUAUAUCACAGAGUAUUACGGUUCCUAUCUUCAGCAGACUAAAUUAUGGAUAAUUAUGGAAUACAUGGCUGGUGGCUCUGUUGCAGACCUUCUUCAAUCGGGUCCUCCACUAGAUGAAACUUCAAUUGCUUGUAUUUUGCGUGAUUUGCUUCAUGCUGUUGAAUAUUUGCACAAUGAAGGGAAGAUUCACAGGGAUAUUAAAGCGGCGAACAUUUUGUUGAGCGAGAAUGGUGAUGUCAAGGUUGCUGAUUUUGGUGUUUCUGCACAACUUACAAGAACAAUCUCCCGAAGAAAGACUUUUGUUGGCACCCCCUUCUGGAUGGCUCCAGAGGUUAUUCAGAAUUCAGAAGGUUACAACGAAAAGGCUGAUAUCUGGUCUCUCGGGAUAACUGCUAUUGAGAUGGCGAAGGGGGAACCUCCUCUUGCUGAUCUGCACCCAAUGAGGGUCCUUUUUAUCAUACCGCGAGAAAAUCCACCACAGCUGGAUGAACAUUUUUCUCGUCCUAUGAAAGAGCUUGUUUCUAUGUGCCUAAAGAAAGCUCCUGCUGAGAGGCCAAGUGCUAAGGAACUCUUAAAGCACAGAUUUGUUAGAAAUGUGAGAAAGAGCCCAAGGCUUGUUGAGAGAAUAAGGGAGCGUCCAAAGCAUCCAAUUAAAGAUGGGGACAGCCCAAGAAAUGGUACCCAAGCAAGAGGCGAAGCAUCUGAUACUGUCAAAGUGACUAGGGAUGUAAGGGCAGAUGGAACUGUUCAAGCCAGUGGUUCAAGAAAACCCCUGAAAAAUGCCGGGUGGGAUUUCAGCAUUGGUGGAUCACAGAGUACGGGAACUGUUAGGAGUGCUUUAAGACCACCUCAGGUUAAAGAAAAGAAAGUUGAUGCGUCAUUUGAUAAGGUCAGCCAAAGAGGGACUUUGGAGCAUGGUAACCACUUGCUAUCUUCGUCUGGGAAUGCACUUCAGGAAUCAACUCAACCUUCACGCAUAAAGGAUUCCCGGGAGCCAUAUUAUACUGAUGAACAACCAGAUGAUGAUGAUGACUUGGCUGUGAGUGGUUCUGGAACUGUAGUUAUACGAACUCCUAAAGGAUCUCAGUCACCAUCUUCUUUUCAAGAUCAGAGUACUCUGUCUAGCACCACAUUAGCUUCAUUUGAUGAUGCAUCUACUAGUGGAACUGUUGUGUUCCGUGGCCAACAUGAUGAUUCUGAUUCUCCCCGGACCCCUAGAUCCCGAUUGGGGAUACAAGAGAGAAGCUCAAGUGCUUCUCAGGAAGACAGUGCUUCAAAUUUGGCUGAGGCAAAAGCUGCAUUGCAAGGAGGAGCAAGGAAAGGGAAUGCUAGAGAAAGGUCCGGUUUCAGCAAGGCCAACAAUGAUGGCCAUGAAAGUAGGAGAAAACAGCAAAUAACAAAUAGCUCUGAUUCUGCCAGUUCUCAAGACUACCUCGAUGCACAAAAAGCAUUCGCAAAAUCACGCCAGUCAAGUAUUGAUGAAGAAAGUGCGAGAGUAAUCUCAUCAUCAGCGCCUCUAUCAGUUUUACUUGUCCCUUCUUUGAAAGAGGCAGCUGCAAAUGGUUUAGAAGGAUCAUCAGUCCAUGCUGCUAUAAACUCCCUUGCGAAUAUGGAGCGCAUAAAGCCAGGGUCUUCAGAAAUCAUCGUCAGAAGUUUACUUCAGAGAUUGGCGAGCUCAAAGGAAUCUUCUAUGAAGGAUCUUCAGGAACUGGCGGCUGCUUUGUUGUCCAAGGGCAAGACCACCGAUGCUGAAGAAGCUCAAAAUGCAAAGAGACAACAGCCCAAAGAUUUCAACUCAAAUGCCAAUUUAAGCCCUCUUGCGAGGUUUCUCCUCUCAAGAUGGCAAGGUCGGGAGGUGUAA
Molecule: messenger RNA, 2073 nt
Organism: Linum trigynum
Lineage: Eukaryota; Viridiplantae; Streptophyta; Magnoliopsida; Malpighiales; Linaceae
Source: the annotation of a GenBank genome assembly